Molecule: messenger RNA, 920 nt
Organism: Aplosporella prunicola CBS 121167
Lineage: Eukaryota; Fungi; Ascomycota; Dothideomycetes; Botryosphaeriales; Aplosporellaceae
Exons: 1
Coding region: 73-516 (147 amino acids)
Source: RefSeq, a predicted model, not a curated record
CCAUUACUACUACUUCCACCUCCCCCUACUACUACCACUCCUCCUACUACUACUACUACCACCACCACCACCAUGGCUGCCGAGUGGUCCCACGACUUCUGCCUCUCCUGCGAUAAGCAGAUUGCCGAGGGAGCUUACUGCUCCCAGGCCUGCCGUCUGGCCGACCUCGACAAGGCCUCGUCAGAAUGCUUCAGCUCUUCCAUGGCCUCAUCAUACGCUUCAUCAAACAACUCGGGCUUCUACCUACCACCCGCCGUCAACUUCUCCGCAUACAAAACAAAAACCGACUCGCCGCCAACCAGCCCUGCCGCCUACUCUCCCAGGCAGCAACAAUCCUACUUCUCUUCCAACGACGCAUCAAAACGUACUCUCUCACCAUCAUCCUCCCGCUCGUCACUGUCAUCAGUAACCACGCCAACCCAAGGCCUCUCCGCCGAGGCAGCUACCCAACUCAGAGGCUACACUCAGUCCUUUGACCAAGUCCGUGACAUGCGGAGAAGGAAGACGUCUGCGUGAGCACGUCAUAUCCGCGAACAAACGACGGCCGUACCGCAUUCGGCAACCCGCAUCAUUACCACUUCUCUCAUUACCUUUUAAAAUCCCAAAGAAACAUGGACAUUUUCAGCAUCCUGGACCAUUCCGGCAUUGGGCUCUACGGUUUCCUACAUGGAUCGAGAUCCGGCGCACACUAUUUCACUUUUAUUUACAUUGGGGCGGCCACGAAACAUGACCAGUUUCUUGUAGAUUCAGCGCAUUUUCCUUUCGGGUCCCGGGCACGGGAUUUUGUGAUAAACAAAAGUCGAUUUAUUACGUUUCAUUUGUUAAACAUGUGGAUGAGAAGACUGGGAACGGAGUCGGGCUACUUUGCAAGGAACGGGAUACCACGGGCAGGAAAGUGUGGGGAAAGCAGAGUCGGGCGC